This is a messenger RNA of Mesocestoides corti, 852 nucleotides long. NCBI's taxonomy places the organism in Eukaryota, Metazoa, Platyhelminthes, Cestoda, Cyclophyllidea, Mesocestoididae. The record is from the annotation of a GenBank genome assembly.
AUGGAUCCAUCUCUCCUAAAGGAACGUGAAGCAUUUCUACGGCGGGCAAAAAAUAUGCCAGUAAUCGAAAAGCCCCGAAUCCAACAGCAGCCAGUGUCCCAAGCGAAUGUCAGCCCAACGCCGGCCAAGCGACCAUUUAUUUCUACCUCCCGAGAUUACCUUGCAAUGGACACACGACCACAAAAUCAGGGUAGAUUUACUCUACUAUCGCGUGUCGUCAAAUAUAUGAAGCAAAGACAUCUUGAGCGUGACCUACAUCCACUUUCCGUUGACGAAAUCCUGGAGGAAUUAAUGCUCCAGGACACUCCCCAGUCAGACAUCAAUUGGCUCGAAAACGAGGCUUUACCUAAUAACCCGAAAAUAUCAGUGUCUUCAGACGGAAAGUUCGUGUUUAAACCGAAGUAUGACAUCCGAUCACGAAAUGAGCUGUAUCAAAUUCUUAAGAAGCACGAAAUCAAAGGAUUGGGUGGCAUUUAUCUUGAUGACAUCUGCGAAGCCCUCCCUGAAGCCGAGAAGGUCAUUCAGAAUCUUGGCGACACAGUAAUCCAGGUUACCACUCCACAUGACAAGAAGACUGUACUGUUUUUUAACGACAAGUCGUUUGAUUUGAAUGUGGAAGAGGAGUUCAAGCAACUUUGGCGGGCUGUCAGCGUGGAAGGUGUUCACGAGGGGAAGAUUGAGGAGUACCUGCAUAAAAACGGCAUCACGUCUAUGUCCGCGGACAAAAAAGUUUUUAUUCCAGCAGCCAAGCAAAAACGCCCCGGCCAGCGUCGAGCUACCCGCCCGGUGAGGCUAAAAGACAACGAACAUCUUCAGGACAUUCUGAAAGACUUUUCUGAUAAAAAACCCUAG